UGCCAAUGAGUGGGUGCUGGCGCUCUGAUUUUGGAUGGUGUACAGUGUGUUAACCCAGUGCUGAGGAAGCAGGAGGGUGGGGACAGGAGGGAAUGCUGAAAUUGCCGUGUCCGGGAUCGAGCCGACACACACACACACCGCCUGGAAAGUUUGAUUAAGAGUGGGCAAGUUUUCGCACAUGUCAUGGCUUGAAAAUGUUGCUGCUUGCGAAAGCAGAGCCGGAGCGAUCGGCGACGCGCUGAAGGGGGGGCAUUUGCUCUGGAGACUUCGGUUGAAGCCGGGCCGGAUCAGAACAGAGAAAGAGAGAGCGAGAUCCCACUGAGUUCAACAAAGGGAGGCAAAAAAAAAAGCUCUUUGCUGACGAGAACUUUACAAGGCUGAAAUAGAACUGCUGUAAAACUUGUCCCUGUGCUUCCGGCGAUGGAAGUACAAGUAUUUGAGUCUGGCACUGCAACUUUGCCCACUUCGGGCAAAAAAUCCAAGCCAAAAGCCCCGGCACCACCAACAUUCUCCAAGCAUGUUGAGAGUUCUUCAACAGCCAAGAGCCUAGAGGGUGAAAAUAAAACCAUGGAACAGAAAGACAGUGUCUUGAAUACAUACAUCGAUUUGACAGUGGUUCUGCCAGGAGGAAUGGAGCAAUCAACCAAUAUAAAUGAAACCACACCCAUGAUGGAUUUGCUGAUUUUCCUCUGUGGCAAAUAUCAUUUGAAUCCAUCAAGUCAUACUAUAGAAUUGGUGGGAAGAGAGAACAAUCAAAUCCAAUUCAAACCCAACACUUUGAUUGGGACAUUGGAAGUGGAGAAAGUUAUUCUAAGGCAGAAAAAUGUGGAAGAAAAAAAGAAGCCAAUUUCAAUGAUGCCUGAGCAAACAGUACGCGUCGUAGUAAACUACAAAAAAACCCAGAAAACCAUAGUACGUGUUAGUCCCCUCGUUCCUCUUCAAGAACUGGUUCCAAUAAUCAGCAACAAAUGUGAAUUUGACCCAAAGAACACCAUUCUUGUUAAAGACUUUGAGUGUCAGGAGCCCUAUGACUUAACAAAAUCUCUGAAGGAGCUUGGUUUACGGGAAGUGUAUGCAUUGGACACUAGCAUAGGAUGUUCCCAGGGUAAUUUUCAAGGUGGAUCCAUUCAGCAAGGACAACCUCAGAUUCCUGAAAAUAUAACUUUGGAGAAGGAAAACAAAGGUUUCUUCAAUAUUUUUAGACUGAGCAAGAAGAAACGGGAAAAACCAGCAAGUGCCCCUGCAACUCCACUAGUAAGUCAACAGAGACCACUUGGCAUGAGCAGUUCAAGUGCUUAUUGCCCAACGUAUGAAUCUAAUACUUUACCUUCAGAUCUGCCAAAAAAAAGACGAGCACCUGCACCACCCUUAUCUGUUUCACAGAGUUUUCCAAAAGAUUUAACUCGGCAAUCAUCGACUAGGACUACAUCCUGUAUUUUUCCAGAUGAUUCUGUCAAUGAUACUGCACAGGUCAGUGAAAAUAUGACAGGUUCCAGCAGACAAAGGACGGAGUCACUGACACUUGUUGGAGUUGCUACAUCAAGUAACUCAAAAAAGACCAAAAGAAAGGCCCCUCUGCCUCCGAGUAAAAUAGAAGACCAAAAGACCCAAGAUGAUUCAACAGAUUCUAAUCUUGUAUCAGUGGACUCAUGCCCAAGUCCUGAUGCUGCAGAUAAGGCUGUCGCUAUUAAAAUAUCCUCCACACCAGCUGAUGAUCAAGCUGGCAUUGGAUCUGAACAUAGCCUUGGAGAGAUUGUUGAAACGGAAGAGAUAAGAGCUCUAGGCAAUGAUGAUGCAGAAGGUGCUAUUGUUCAAAAAGGAAAAACACCACUCUGCGCACAGGUUUCCAUAGAUGUUCCAUCCAAUUCUGAAAAAGCACAGACUUCAGAACCUGGCAACUCAGAUGUGCAUAGUUCCUCUAUUGUGACAGAUAAAGAAACUGAUACCAAAUUUGAGGGCAAUACGACUGAAGAUGUCUGUAACCAACAUGCAAUGGAAAAGGAUGAAAAUUCGAUGAUGGCAGAUAUGGAUAAGGAUCUGUCAGUGGCAAACACAUCUGUUGGAGAACCACUAAUUUCAGAAAAUACAAACAGUGAGACAUAUCAGAGAGAUUCUGAUGGAAUGCCAAGCUUCAGUUCAACGUUACCACCAGAUAAAGUAAUAGCAGAAAAGUUGACUGAGACUUCAGAAGUGGUGAGCAUUUCAAGAAAUACAAGAACCAGUCCUGUGCCAAAAGAUGUUUCCAGUGAUCAUUUGAUCAAAAUGGAGAUUAAGGCGAUGAAAAUUGAAGAAAUUAAUUCUGAAGAAACACUGGAUUUUCAGAAUGCUCCAUGUACCAAGAUAACAGAAGGUACCAUUAGCCAUGAUACGACUUUGAAAAAUAAUUCUGAAAAUGUACAACCCCUACUAGCUAAUAAUUUCAUUUUGCCCGUGUCUUCUGAGCAACAGUGUGUAUCUGCUGCAACAAAGUCCACAGAUCCAACCAAACAGGGACUCACUGGUAAGCAAGGUAUAAUGUCUGCUGUUAACCAACCAGCAACAGAAUCUUUAGCAUCCACUGAUUCCCAUGGAUCAUUGUCAACCAAAAAUACAAUCAGAAGUCCAGAAAGUCCAACAAAGAUUCCGAUGCUAUAUAAGAGUGAAUCUGAGCCUAAGCCUAAGCCUUCGAAUGAAAUUACAAGAGACUAUAUACCAAAGAUUGGGAUGACUACCUAUAAAAUUGUCCCUUCAAAAUCUUUAGAAAAUGAAGCAUUUGUCACAUAUGGAAUCAUGCCGGAAACUGAAACAGCAGAUCAACAAACGUCUUCUCACGAUGUUGUUCCAGAGUCUCACACUUCAAAAAAGUCAACAAAGCAGCCUGAUACAUCAGAAGAACCUCUAUCAAAUGUUAUAAGAGAACUAACUGCUUUUCACCAAGGGGCUCACUUGAAUACAAGUGCAAAAGGUUUGCCUGUUAAUCCUACAACUCAAUCCCAUCACCCAGAAACAACAGAUUCCAAAUUGUUUGCUGACAGUGAAGCUGUACAACCCAAGCUAGUAGUUAAUAGAAGAGCCCAGAGUGUUUCAGACAGAAAAAUGAAGCCCGGAUCCAUCUUCCUCCAGCUGCAUAAAAGGAGCUCAGGACAAUAUGUUACCUCUGCAGUUGCUAGAAGUUCAAGUUUAUCUUCUCAAUCCAGCUUUGAUACAGAGAAUACCUUCUUAAAGGAGGAAAAUGGAGUGCCAUUUCAGGAAGUUGGUCCGACAAAUACGGAUGGUCUAGAUGUUAUAAUUCCACCACCGCCAGAAUUUGCUGCUGUUUCUGAAGGGAAUGCCCAAAAAGAAGUGUCCAAAUCUAGUGGGACAGCUGCAUCUCGACCUUCAAAACCUCCCAAAGUUCCAAGCAAACCAUCCGUUCGUGUAAAACUAAGUGACACAAAAGCUCUUGGAACUACUGUAGCUGCUACUUACACCCCUACCUCACCAUCACCUUUUGCUCUUGCGGUGUCCUCAGCAGUCAAGAAAACACAAACAAGUGCAACAUAUUCCCUUAAACCCAAGAGUGUUGGAACGGAUUCAUCAACUCUAUCUUGUUCCACUAACUAUGCAAACAGAAAAUUGCAUCUACCUUCAUCAAUUCCAAAUGAGUCCAACCACAACAAUAUAUUAAAACAGACUUCUCCUGAAGAAGAAACAGAGAAAAAUCGCUACAAAGUGGCAGGAAUACAGACACAGCACAUACAAUCAAAGUUGCCAUCUCCUUUAAGAGAAUCAAAACCUACUUUAAUUUCUCAAAUGAGUGACCCAGGAGAAAUUCAUCAAGCUGUACUGGAUGCUAUUCGCUCAGGAGAAGGAGCUGCCAAACUUAAAAAGGCGGACACACUUACUACAAUGUAACUACAUGCAUUAAUAAUUUACUAAAACUAAGUUGAUCUACUAUAUUUUGAAAUUUAUUGAACUACAACUGAGAAAUUGUUCAACAAUUAUUAACCUCUCAAAGUACACAGUCAUCAGUAUCUUCUUGCACUACACAUUGCAAUUCACUGGAAUAUUAGGGGUCCUGUCUCGAAAUAGACUUGAUGUGAUAACUCAAUUAUUAAUUGUGAACCUGAAAAUGCAAAUACUAUAUAUGUUUUAUGUGAAAAUUAUGUGCACUUAUAAUAAACCAAUCACAAUUUCACACCUUU
Messenger RNA from Carcharodon carcharias (great white shark), 4163 nucleotides. It is a transcript of the gene cobll1b, whose product is annotated as cordon-bleu WH2 repeat protein-like 1b. The transcript has 14 exons. The coding region runs from base 421 to 3873 and encodes 1150 amino acids. NCBI's taxonomy places the organism in Eukaryota, Metazoa, Chordata, Chondrichthyes, Lamniformes, Lamnidae. Gene Ontology annotation, molecular function: actin monomer binding. The record is from RefSeq and is a predicted model, not a curated record.